This is a messenger RNA of Caenorhabditis auriculariae, 2703 nucleotides long. The record is from the annotation of a GenBank genome assembly. Lineage: Eukaryota; Metazoa; Nematoda; Chromadorea; Rhabditida; Rhabditidae.
AUGUCUUGCCCAGCAACCGUUGUUGCAUUCAUCAACCGCUUUUUCCGAGAGCGAUAUAUAUUUUUGCGCGAAGAUUGGCUUCAAGCCGCGCUCGAUUAUUUAUCUACUAAAAAUUUACGAUCAGUAAGUUUUAUCUUUUUUUCUAUUACUGCAUUACUUAAUUGUCCGUUUUUAAAUAUCUGUGUUCCAGGACUCAUCAAAACUUGCGGCCCUUGUUUUUGAGCAGUGGAAAUUCUCAAACUUCAGGGAAUCUUCGGAGCCAGUUUUUUCUAAACUCGGCCUACUCCCCACUUCAAAAAAAGCUGUUCUAAAGAAUCCGAUUGUUUGUCAGGUUUUACUCUAACAAAUUUCUGGAUUAGAACUGAAUUUCUUCAGAUACACUGUAUCAUUGAUGUGGGAACGUCCUAUUAUUCACAAUUCUCUCGACUAAGCUCGACUUCUCGAGUUGAUAACACCGGUUUCGAGGCGGUAUUUAAUAAAGAAGAGAACGACAAUGACGAAGUGAGAAAUUAGGAAAGUUGUCGAAAUGACCUUUUUGAAUUUUCAGAAGUCUUCUAGAAUGCUCCGGUUGACAUUGGACGACGGCGAAUCGCAGCUCAAGGCUAUUGAGCUUGUACGAAUCCCGAAACUCUCCUUGUACAUCAAACCCGGCUGCAAAGUUGGUGAUCUUUCGAGUAUUUCUUGAAUAUGAUCCGUUUUGCAGAUACUAAUUUCGCCUCCGUUAACCUUGCGAAAAGGAACUUUCCUUCUACUGCCGGAAAACUGUCAAGUUCUAGGUGUCAAUGAAAUAAUUUUCUCAGUUGAUAGUUGUUUUGAAGGCGGCGAGUGUCUGCCUCAAUUAAACUCUGAAAGGCCGCUCGAUAAGUACAGAGAGAUUCUGGGACUUCAGGAGAAAAUGUGAGAGCUUUCUUUUUUAUUUUUCAAAUGAAAUGGCGGAACUUAUUUUCAUAUUUUAGUGAAAUAUAAAAAAACGACCCUUGAUUAGAAUAAUUGGAAAAAAGUUCAGGGUGCCCCGCAAAAAGGAAGAACCUCAGGUUGGAGCCCGCCAACGGUCUUCUCUGAUAAAAGCUUCCGCAGAGCCUAAUCAAACCAGAAAUUAUUCCUCCUCCCCUUCUAGGUUGGUUCAGAAGUUUAAAAAUUACUUUCAUGGGAAUUUGCAGAAUUACUUUUAACGACGACGACGUCGUCGAUCUUUCAGACGAUGAGGAAGGUUUUCUGUUCUCUCCAUCGCCCAAAAAGCUCCCUUCUCGAAUGGAAAAAGAGCUAAUCGAUAAACCAACGAAACGUCGAGCUGUCGAAAACGUCGUCAAAACUCCGAAAAGACGCGUGGAAUUCACCGAAAAACAAGUUUUCUUUUUUCCCUGUAUUUAAUUCUUCUAAUUGUCAGAGGCCUGUGAAUGGAAUGCUGAGCACGUCUCGUCCGCAGUCUUCCUUCGAAAAUAGUCCUCUGAAAGCCGACGAGGAACCCUUGAAUCUUACCAAUCUAAAUAUGUACAAGGUCAAAAAAGAGGUUUUUCGAAAAAGUUAUCUUGUUAUCAAUCUUUUUUCUUAGAAAUCGGACGACAGUGACAUUGAAAUCAUUGAACUCGAUCCGCCUCUUCUUAAAACUGUCAAAAAAGAAAUUAAACAAAAGGUUGAAAUUUUCUAUCAAGUUACCUUAUUUUCAUAGUUUCAGGUUGUGAAACUGUCGCCCGAAGAGUUAAUAAUAAAAAAGUUCAAAGCACUGGAAAACGUCAGUAUCGAGGAGAUUAUGAAAAGGAUGCGGUUCUGCGUUGGAUCUCGUCGCGUUAAUAUUGUGGUCAGUUGGGGAAAAAAUAAAGUGGUCAUUUGAGGGAUUUAAGUUCGAGACUUUUCCAUAAAUCAAAAUAUUUACCGUUCACAUUGUUUUUUUCGGAAUCAUUGAAGGAAUUGGUAGAAAAAUGCAAUUUGUUUGGAAAUUCUUGUAAUCCUGAAGUUUUAGACAAUUUGAAAAAAACUUGAUAAAACUCGAAAAAAAUGAGCUUGGAGUUUUUUUCGGCAAUAAAAAAUUUCUUAUAUCGAGUUGUUAACUUUUUUUUACUUUCAAGGAUUCGCAAUCAAGACUGUUUCAUUUUGUUAACGACUAAAAUGAAACAGUCUUGAUUGCGAAUCCUUGAAAGUAAAAAAAAAGGGGUUUUUUCUGAUUUCAUGAGUUCGCCGUAGUAUCGACCGAUCUGUUCAUAGGAGCUUUCAAAAUGUGCGAAAGCGAGAAAAGAACAGAAAAAGGCUGGUAGCCCACGUGUUUUAUUUUUUGAGGGAUCGAUUGAGAAGGUCUUGGAUCCGCUGCGGAUAGUGGACGGUCUCUGGACGAUGAAGGUCUCUUUGAGAGACGACUCCAAGUCCGUCGAAAGCCUCAUCGACAACAAUUGCUUGGAAAUCCUCAUCGGAAUGUCCUGUGCCGAGGCUUUGGUCACUUUCUGUUCUUUUCAAGUUCUCUAUAAUCUUGUGUCUUCAGGCGGUACGUCAAUCCACAGACAUCGAAAGACGGAAAAAUGGGGCGAAGCGUCUAAAAGGCACCGAACAACAGUUACAGCGGCUGGAUCUGCUCUUCGAGGUUUUUGACUCCGAUCUAUCGUCAAUAAACAUCGAAAGAGGGAUUUUUAGGUGGAGUUUUUCAACGAUCGAUCUCUCUCGCCGGUCAUCCGCUCAGUUAGGACGAUGGCCGAAGUCUUGGACGUGUUUUGA